Molecule: messenger RNA, 1341 nt
Organism: Motacilla alba alba
Lineage: Eukaryota; Metazoa; Chordata; Aves; Passeriformes; Motacillidae
Gene: CENPW
Product: centromere protein W
Exons: 3
Coding region: 98-328 (76 amino acids)
Biological process (GO): chromosome segregation; kinetochore assembly; mitotic cell cycle
Cellular component (GO): kinetochore; nucleoplasm
Molecular function (GO): DNA binding; protein heterodimerization activity
Source: RefSeq, a predicted model, not a curated record
CGCGCGCGGCUGCGCGAGGGCGGCGGAUUCGAACAGCGGAGGGAGCGAGGGCGGCGCGAGGAGGAGGAGGAAGGAGAGGAAGGACAGCGGGAGGAGGAUGAAGAGCACGGCGCCCCGCGGCACUUUGCGGAAAAUUAUAAAGAAGCACAAGCCGCAGUUACGCCUGGCGGUGAACGCCGACCUGCUGGUUCAUUUGAAUUUCUUACUGUUUCUCCAUCGGCUAGCAGAAGAAGCCAGGACAAAUGCUUUUGAGAACAAAAGUAAAAUAAUAAAACCUGAGCACACCAUAUCUGCAGCGAAGGUUAUUUUAAAGAAAAGCAGAGGCUAGAAAACAGACCCACUGGAAUUUUAAAACACACUUUUCAAUGUUUUCUGACUAACUUGAGUUAUACUGUGAGCCAGCUUUAGCAUUUGUGGAACUAUGUCUUUUUGUUGAUUUCUGUCUCCUGACUAUCUUGCUGUUUCUUUAAAAAAAUUAAAAAAAAUCUUAGCAUGUAUACUUUCAUACACUUCAUGCAUAAUUUUAAUUUAUGUGUGUCACUUGUCACUUAAGACUUUUGAUGUAUUUUAUUUCAUAAUGAUGGAGGAAUGCUUGUACCAUAGAUACCCUUUGGGUACAAUGUAGCACUUUUAGUAAUAAGUGUGAAGCUUCUUAAGGGGAACAGUUAAAAAAAUAAAAACAACACAGGUUUCCCUAAAUCUAGUAUAGAUUGUGCAGUUCAGAGCAGAUUUUCUAGCUAAACAAAAUUAUGGCUUUCAAAACCAUCACUGUAGAAACAAGUGUAUUAAAUACCUUGUCUUCAGUUUAUUAUAAAUGUCUUGAUAAUUUUAAAACUACUUUGAAAAGUAGGUUGAAACUUCUGGGGAAAGAAUACAUAGUUGGUAUUUUAAAUCAUGCUUUGAACUGUUAAGCUGACCUGUUUGAUGUGGUACAUGAGGCAACGUGGUGGUCUGUAAUUCAGUUGGUGUGGACAGAUAGAUAGGUUAUGGAAAAGACCUGGCACAACUGAUGUUUUCAAAGUUAGAUCUUGUAAAAAUAACAAAGAUAAGUUGGCGUGAGUGCCAAGCUAUUUCCUUCUCUCUUUUGUGUGUCAUGCUAACUUGUCAAAAGUCUGGAAAUGUACAUUAUAUAAAAAUGUCUUUUUCAAUUAAGGUCAUAUUCUGUUCCUAUUCUGAUAUUAGUAAUCAUUUAUUGAACACUUUGCUUAAUAAAUAUACUAGUAAAGUUAUAGAUUAAUUUUACAGUUCGAGCUGAUAAUGCAGUUUUGUGGAAUAUAUGGUAGCUGAUCCUUGAUAUGCACAGUGAGCUGUUGUUAAAAUAAAGAAUCUUUUUAAGUGUUA